AAUCUAUGCGAAACUGGGGAUGUUUUUUUUCCCUAACUAGCAUUACACACCUCUCUCUCUCUCUCUAAAAACAAAACCCUAACCCUAAUAUCAUCAAAGUCACAAACAAUGGUGUCUUCCAUGGCAGGAGGGUUGAUCCAUGACAUAAAACUAUCCUCGGUCGGGCCGGGAAAUGUGACCGAACCUGACAUGGUUCACGAGCCUAGUGACAUGAACUUGGCAAUGAAGCUUCACUACCUUAAAGGAAUCUACUACUUUGGCAAGCAGGCAUUUGAGGGCCUUACUACACUCAACAUGAAGGAGCCAUUGUUCAUAUUGCUAGACCAGUACCCGGAUAUCUGUGGACGGUUUCGUCGAACUGAGUCAGGCCGGCCUUACAUCAAAUGCAAUGACAGUGGUGUGAGAUUCACUGAAGCAAAGUGCGAGAAAACAAUGGAUGAAUGGCUGGAUAUGACCAAGAAGAAUGCCUCCCUUGAGAAGUAUCUGACUCCAAAUCAGAUCAUUGGUCCUGAAUUAGCAUUUUCUCCCACUUUUCUCUUACAGUAUACUAAGUUCAAAUGUGGAGGAAUGUCUGUGGGCCUGAGCUGGGCCCAUGUUCUUGGAGAUGUAUUCUCAGCAGCAGAAUUCUUGAACCUGUUGGGACAGGUAGUGGCAGGUAAUAAGCCCAACAGGCCCAUUAAACUGGGUCAGAUGAAAUCAAAGUCCACCAAUUCUGAAAGCCCACUAAAGGUGAUGGAAGAUCCACUUUCCAUCAAACGGGUCGGCCCGGUUGGAGACAAUUGGAUAACCGCCAAUAACUGUAAAAUGGAGGAAUUUACAUUCAAUGUCAAUGCCACACAAUUGAGUCAUUUACAGUCAAAACUACUUAGCAAUGGCACGAAUUUUUCUCCAUUUGAGGCUCUCUCUGCUGUAAUUUGGCAAUGCAUAGCGAAAAUUCGAGGCAAAUCGGAAACAAAAGUUGUGACAAUAAGCAAAAAGAGUGAACAAAACAAGGCAGAUGGGAAUAAUCAACUUAUAAGUUUUAUUAAAGCUGAUUAUCCCAUUGUGGAAGCCAAACCUAGUGAGCUAGCAACACUGAUAAAAAACGCAGCAUUCGACGAAGGAGAAAAGAUCGAAAAUGCAAUCAAGAAAGACAGCGGAGUAUCUGAUUUCAUUUUUUAUGGCGCGAAUCUAACUUUCGUGAAUCUUGAAGAAGAGAAGUUUUACGAAUUUGAUUAUCGUGGAGAAAAGCCAAUUCACGUUAGUUAUCGAGUCAAUGGUGUUGGUGAUGAAGGGGCUGUUUUGGUGCUCCCAGGGCCGCCGAAGAACGGAGGGAGGACUCUUAUGGCAAUGUUGCCUGAGAAGGAGGUGAUCGAGCUUAAAUCAGAGCUGAAAAGAGAGUGGUUUAUGGAUUAAAUAAAAUUUCUUGCUAAGUAUUUAUUAGCUUUUGAACGUGGGGAUGAUCUUAUCUAUGUAGUUUUAUAUGCAGUUUCAUUUUC
This is a messenger RNA of Olea europaea var. sylvestris, 1478 nucleotides long. Its product is annotated as protein ECERIFERUM 26-like. Bases 109 to 1395 code for a protein of 428 amino acids. Gene Ontology annotation, molecular function: acyltransferase activity, transferring groups other than amino-acyl groups. The record is from RefSeq and is a predicted model, not a curated record. NCBI's taxonomy places the organism in Eukaryota, Viridiplantae, Streptophyta, Magnoliopsida, Lamiales, Oleaceae. The transcript has 2 exons.